Molecule: messenger RNA, 1128 nt
Organism: Anarrhichthys ocellatus (wolf-eel)
Lineage: Eukaryota; Metazoa; Chordata; Actinopteri; Perciformes; Anarhichadidae
Product: zinc finger protein 3 homolog
Exons: 2
Coding region: 62-877 (271 amino acids)
Biological process (GO): regulation of transcription by RNA polymerase II
Molecular function (GO): DNA-binding transcription factor activity, RNA polymerase II-specific; RNA polymerase II cis-regulatory region sequence-specific DNA binding
Source: RefSeq, a predicted model, not a curated record
GCGAAGCGUGACGUUCCCAGCGCCCAUUAAACGCGUUUCAUUUGAUCUGUAAACGUCCAAAAUGCAGUCACUGAGAGUGUUUCUCAGCGAGAGACUGACAGCAGCGGCGGAGGAGAUAUUUGGAGCUGUCGAGAAUACAAUAGCCGAGUACAAAGAGGAGAUUUAUCGGUCCAAAGAUUUAGAAAUCAGUCGUCUGAGGAUGCAGCUGAGGCUUCUCAAGUCAGAGCCACGGUUGGAUAGAUGCCUCGGAGCCCAGCUGCAGCAGCUCACCCAUCACCACCCUCCUCUUCCUCCUCCUCCUCCUCCUCCUCAGCAGCUCCAUCAGUCAGUCCCUUCAGAGGAGCCUCCUGAGUCCCAGCACUGUGAGGAGGACGGGAGCGGCAGCAUGGAGCAGGAGCACGCGGAGCCCUCUCAGGUGAAGAAGGAGCAGCAGCAGCUGAAGAGCCACAGGGACUUCUGGAACGGCCACGAGGUAGAGCAGCUCGAGAGCCUCGAAUCAGACAUCAAAGACUUCAUCUUGUCUCCUUCCAGCCUGAGAAGCAGCCUGCAGGACCCCGCCUUGCUCUUCCACCCUUACCACAACAACCACGGCGAGGAGGGCAAGGAGAAACCCUACUGCUGCUCCGUUUGCGAAAAGCGCUUCAGUAACUGCUCCCACCUCGCAGCUCACAUCAGGACGCACACGGGAGAGAGGCCGUACAGAUGUGACAUAUGCAGGAAGACGUUCGUCACAACGAGCGCUCUGAACAGACACCAGACGAUCCACACUGAAGGGAAACAGUUUGUCUGCAAUUAUUGUGGUAAAUCCUUCAAGUGGAUGGAGUCUCUCGGCAGACACAUUAGAAGCGUACACAAGAGAGAUAAUGUGCCUGUAUGACUGUCAUUUAAAAAUACACUAAUGCCCACUAGAUUAGUCAUGUUGUAACUGUAUGUUAUCUAUGAGUUUAAAACACCUGAACAAAGAAUGUAGUGUCUUUCUAUGUUUUGUGAUCAAUUAUAUUGUGCAUGGACCUCAUUAAGCAUUGAAAGCCUGUAAAUGAUGUGCAAACGAAUUGUAGAGAUUCAUUGAAAGGUAUAGUGUUUUACAAAUAAAUUAUGGUGGAAGUUUUAUUACAGAAUAAAAUGUAA